AUGGAUAAUGACUAUUUCUCGGUCGAAGCUAUCCUAGCAGAGAACCAGAAGAUACAAUGUACGUUUAAGCAGGAGAUCCCUGGAAUGGGACAUCUCGCAGGUGGCUCAGAUCGCGACAUCGCGGUAUUGAGUAAAGUCCAGCUGCCAAUGUGGUUGGCCUACAUUGUCAUCUACUCAGAUUGGGCCGAUUUCAAUAUUCCACCUCCUUUUGGACUCAAGGUUAGAAAUGCACUGAACGCUGAGGCAACAAGCGUGCGAUUGUCAAAUCUGGUUGGCUCGGAUGGAUCGUGGUACGGAUUCGGGAAGAUGAUCAUGGAUAUGUUGAGCGAACCCCAAGGGACAGAAAUGUCGAAGAUGAUGACGACCGCCUUCAAAGCACGGAUAACGGAACUCGUAGAUCAAGCGCAGCACUUCGCGGCUCUGGGGCCUGGCGGUGCCGGUGGCUCCUCUGGUGAUACUGCACAGCUAUUCAGGCAAGGUCUCGACACAACGGAGCGCGAGUUGUUCCUGCUUGCACAAGAAAGCGCGAAGAGAAUCAAGACAUGGUAUGAGGAGAACAGCAAAUCUCGACAAUAG
Messenger RNA from Coprinopsis cinerea okayama7#130, 576 nucleotides. RefSeq lists its product as hypothetical. Gene Ontology annotation, biological process: mitotic DNA replication initiation. Gene Ontology annotation, cellular component: GINS complex. NCBI's taxonomy places the organism in Eukaryota, Fungi, Basidiomycota, Agaricomycetes, Agaricales, Psathyrellaceae. The transcript has 7 exons. The record is from RefSeq and is a predicted model, not a curated record. The coding region runs from base 1 to 576 and encodes 191 amino acids.